CUAGACUCCGCCCCACUAUCUUUCCUAUUGGAUAGAAGUGUGACUCAUAGCCCAGAUGAUCACGAGGCAAUGAGCGCUCCAAACGCUUGAUAUUUGAUGUUUAUUUCAUAAAGAGUUCCUUAAAGACCGAAAAGCAUGUACAAGCGAUGGACGUGUCCUCUAGUCUUAUUAAGCAUCUCUUUCCUCAUUUAUGGUCGUCCAGCAAACUCGUCCCUUCCACUCACGCACAUUCCCUUUUCCACCAUAUGGAAUGCACCUACGGAGCGCUGCAUGUCUCAGUUCGGGGUCGACCUGGACUUGAGCGUCUUUGACGUCGUCCACAAUCGAGACCAGGCGUUCAUGGGGGACAACAUCACCAUUUUCUACUCUGAUAAGUUGGGACAAUAUCCAUACUACGAUGAUCACAACGAGCCAAUAUAUGGAGGCGUUCCUCAGAACGCUAGCCUGAGUGAGCAUCUCCGUAAGGGGCGUGAUGAUAUUCAGAUGGACAUCCCCGAUCGUGACUUUCAGGGGCUGGCUGUGAUCGACUGGGAAAAGUGGAGGCCGCUUUGGAAGCGGAAUUGGGACACUAAGCAAGUGUACUGGCUGGGAUCCAAAGCUUUGGUGAAAGCCAAACAUCCUGACUGGACUCCACAACAAAUCGAAGCCAAAGCUGUUGAAGAAUUCGAGGGUGCUUCGAGGGGUUUCAUGGUGGAGACGUUGAAACUGGGUUUUGGGGAGCGCCCUGGAGGAUUGUGGGGGUUUUAUGGCUUUCCAUGCUGCUACAAUUAUCAGUACAAGAAGAAUGAAACCUACACAGGCGAAUGUCCACCUUUGGAAAUAAUGAGGAACGAUAAACUGGCUUGGCUGUGGAACGUCAGUUCGGGGCUGUAUCCCGAUAUCUAUCUCGACCUGAUGCUCCAGGGCCGUGAUCGGGAUGUCAUGCUGUACAGUCGCUAUCGGGUUUUGGAAGCCAUGAGGGUGAGAAAACAGGCCACCCGCAGUCCACCAUCUGUGUUCCCUUACGCCAGGAUUGCCUACACGUACUCAAUGGAGUUUUUGUCACAGGUGGAUUUGGUUCACACUAUCGGUGAAAGUGCAGCUCUAGGAGCAGCAGGUGUCGUGCUUUGGGGAAAUAAUAAUUACUCCAAGACAAAGAAAACCUGUGAAGAGAUUCGGCAUUACAUGGACGACACGUUGGGCCGUUAUAUUGUGAAUGUGACGAAGGCAGCGUUUCUCUGCAGCCGGGCGAUCUGCUCGUUCCAAGGCCGAUGUGUCAGGCGGGACCCGAGCGUCAGGGCCUACCUGCAUCUCGACCCGUCUGUUUGGUCCAUCGUUCACAGAGCCCAGAUGCCAGGGUUCGUUACGGCGGGUCCGACCUAUGUGGCUUACAGAAGGGUGACGAUGGUCCAGGAGGACGACAGUUUUUUUGCAGCCAAGUUCAAAUGUCAGUGUUUCCCUGGAUGGGAAGGUGAACAAUGCCAGAACCCAGCGUCUGUAGAGUUUUCUACACGGCAGACGCUCAGGACUGCAUUAAAUCUUAUGGAUAGUAAGGUUGUUGGGUUAAACACCACAGCGAAUAAUCCAUGAAACAUAACCAUUGUGGACUUGAAUACAGGCACUGGUCACUUUAUUUGGCUUUUAUUAGGAAGAUUUGCCUAGAAAACAUUAAAAGGACUGAUUGAACUAUACUAUAAAGAAGUGCAUUGCCACUUUGGACUUUGAGCAAGAUGCUUAACCUCAAUUUAAUUCAGUUACUAUCUUUAACAAGCUUACAGUGAGUUGCUUUGGAUAAUAAUGUCUGCUACAUAGUUGCUGUCAUGUUUAAUGCACUUUAAAAUUUGAUCAGUUUGUAAAAAUUAAGAUGCAGUUUAUUGUCAUACAAUGAGUUCAUGUCUGUUAGCUUUAAAUGCAUUUAUAUUAUGGGGUGGUUUUACAGACAGGGCUUAUCUUAGUCCCAGACUAAAAUGCAUGUUUGAAUUUAAAACCGCCUUGCACUGACUUAUUUAUAUAUAUAUAUCAGUGCCAUUGUUUUGUCUCCAGACACACACCAGUAUUGUCUUUUAUAAGGUAUGUUUGUAAAACUAUUUAAAUGUCCUUAUAUAUCUAAAGCCUAGUGCUGAAUUAAUAUAAACCCUGUAUGAGAAACCGCCCCUAUAUGUUAGUGUACAUCUAUGCAUUAAAACAUUUUAAGAAGUAAUUUUUUGCUGGAAAACAAACCAAAAAUAUUGUUUACUCAUCUUUGUCUUUAAUGUUGUAUCAAAAUGUUUGUCCAAUAAAAUGCUCUGUGUCUGUAAACUAGUCUUUUCCCUAACACUUUAAAAAUAUUAUUAAAUAUUGUUUUAAUAUAUAAUUUGAUUUUAUAAUUAAGCAUGUUAAUGUAACGUAAAAUAAUGCAAAAAACACAAAAUGCAUUGAAUGCUCUGUAAGUUGCCUUGGAUAAAAGCGUCUGCGAAAUGCAUAAAUGUAAAUGCGUAAAUGUGAUAUGUCACCCCUCUCAACUUUUUUAACAAUUUUAAGAUGAAUCAUUUGCAUGAAAUUGUAGAUAACAGAAUAAAUUGUGAUUGGAAUAUAAAUAAAAUAAGGAAUAUUUUGAAUGGAUGUAUAUGUGUCUGAAGUACUCUGUGUCCUCUAGAUGGCAGUAGUUGAACACUUUAAAGUGCCUUAUAAUGGCAGCAUGACAGUCACUUCAACACACUAACAAUCUGAGAGGACGACGAGAAUGAAAGACAUUUAAUAUAUUAAUGGACCGCGUUUGAUCAUGACAAAAACAAAUGACUAAUGUCACGAACGUGUUUGCAUGAAGGAUUUCAUUGAAUGCUUGAAUCACUCAUAAGUUAACUGGGGUAGUUGUCACGU
Messenger RNA from Misgurnus anguillicaudatus (oriental weatherfish), 2838 nucleotides. It is a transcript of the gene hyal1, whose product is annotated as hyaluronidase 1. Gene Ontology annotation, biological process: hyaluronan catabolic process; carbohydrate metabolic process. Gene Ontology annotation, cellular component: cytoplasmic vesicle. Gene Ontology annotation, molecular function: hyalurononglucosaminidase activity. NCBI's taxonomy places the organism in Eukaryota, Metazoa, Chordata, Actinopteri, Cypriniformes, Cobitidae. The record is from RefSeq and is a predicted model, not a curated record.